Molecule: messenger RNA, 362 nt
Organism: Parastagonospora nodorum SN15
Lineage: Eukaryota; Fungi; Ascomycota; Dothideomycetes; Pleosporales; Phaeosphaeriaceae
Exons: 1
Source: RefSeq, a predicted model, not a curated record
AUGUCUGGAAUCGUCAACAAGGUCAAGGACAUCCUGCACAAGGACAAGGAUACCACCGACACCACCCACAGCUCACACACCACUGGUACAGGCCACAGCAGCACUACCGGACACAACACAACUGGACACAGCACCAUCAACCCCGCAGACCGCAACAACGACGGCAAGGUAGAUGCCCGUGAUGUGACUGGUACUCAACAUGGUGCUACCGGCGGAUUGUCAGGACACAACACUGUUGGACACAACACCACUACUGGCGGACUGUCAGGACACAACACUGCUGGACACAGCACCAUCAACCCCGCAGACCGCAACAACGACGGCAGGGUAGAUGCCUGCGAUCUGACAGGAAGCAACACUAC